Erigeron canadensis is the source of this 1526-nucleotide messenger RNA. RefSeq lists its product as uncharacterized. Lineage: Eukaryota; Viridiplantae; Streptophyta; Magnoliopsida; Asterales; Asteraceae. Gene Ontology annotation, molecular function: protein binding. The transcript is spliced from 3 exons. The record is from RefSeq and is a predicted model, not a curated record. Bases 92 to 1318 code for a protein of 408 amino acids.
UUUUUUAAUAAAUAAAAGGAACAGAUGGUGAAAUCGUGAAGAAUUAAUCAACUUAGAAAAUCCAUCCAUCAGAAAGAAGAAGAAAUUGCAAAUGGAAUCACUUAUGAUUUGUAAUUACACGACUACUACAAAUUAUGGUAUGAGCAGCAGCAGCCCACCCAUGAUGAUAAACAUCAUCACAAACCCAUCAAUUUGUACUGCAAAUAGGCCUCCUCAAAAUCGCUUUCUUCUUCAUUCUAAGAAAUCCAAUUUCCAAGAUUUUCAGGGCUAUGCAAAACCUACUCGUCUUUUGCCUGCCAAUGAAGUGAAACCAACCGCAGAUUCUUCAUUGGAAAAGCUGGUUACGUCUUUCAAAGAAGACAGACUUGAAUGCUUAUACAAACUUACAAUUCAAACGAGUAAUUACUUUGGAUCAGGUCUUACUGACUCAAGUUCUGGAAUAUUACUGUGUUUGGUAGACAAAAAUGGUGAUUCAAUCUUGCAAAGGAUAGCGGCAACUUCAGAUACAGAUCAUCCUCUGCAACUGAAAGACAAAGAUGAUUCUAACGUGCUCCACUUUCAAAGAGGAUCUAUCAAUCAUUUCACUUUUGAAGGGCCGGCAAUUGGAAAACUUGAAGCUCUAUGGAUCGGCCUUGAAUCAGGUCAGUGGAGACCAGCAAGUGUAAGCGUUAUUUGUUGGUCGCGAUCUCCUAUGAGAGCAAACGAAAAUCAUCAUUUUGAUAUAUUCCAGUAUGAUUUCAUAGCUGAUGACGUUCUGCUAGGGGAUGGAACUGACAUUUCCAUGGUAGAACUUAGACCGACCAUAGUUACCGAGAUGUCUAGGGACAAUUUGGCCUUAGAUCAAAAUAUUUCCCAGCAACCUUUAUUAAGCAGCUUAUCAAAUGAAGAAAGCAUGAAAGAAUAUGCAGAUUUGAAGUUCUCGCUAUUGCUUUAUGAUGCACUCCUUAUAGUCGCUGGAUCUACAGUUGCAUCCUUCUCUGCUGGUGAUAAUGCUGCAUUUGCUUUUCUGACGGGUGGAAUAGGUGGUUUUCUUUACCUUUUAUUGUUGCAGAGAUCGGUUGAUGAACUGCCAUCACCAGUUCUGGACCGGAGUGGGGGUCUUGACCAAAUGUUUGGACGGUUUAAGGGUCAGGUGACCACUCUGGUUUUGGCACUUGCGUUUGCUGUCAUUGUGGUUAAACUUGGUAAUGGAGAUCAGUCGCUGGUUUUAACACCUAAAGAUCUUGUUUUUGGCACGAUGGGGUUUCUUUCAUGCAAAGUUGCUGUCUUAUUAGCAGCUUUUAAACCGUUGCCAGUGGGAGCAAAUGAGAACCAGUAGAAGGUGCUACUGUAUAAAUUCGAGGGGCCUUGUAUAGUUGUAUACAAAGUAGAUGAUGUAUAACUUGAAUUGUGAUAUAGUAGAUCGAUAAUCACACAUAUUAGUGGUAGUCAUUGCAACAAACGUAAAGUUCAAAUUUAGUAUUAUGUAGUUUGGUUACAUUUUAACAGUAAGAAUUGAUGUUCAAUAUAUGAAUUUUGUGUGUCAA